Messenger RNA from Echinostoma caproni, 414 nucleotides. The record is from the annotation of a GenBank genome assembly. NCBI's taxonomy places the organism in Eukaryota, Metazoa, Platyhelminthes, Trematoda, Plagiorchiida, Echinostomatidae.
AUGCUUAUCGUGCAUAUGGGAGCGGAGAUAAUCCAGAAAUCUAGGGAUGAGGUGAGGGACUUUGAACUUUCACGAUACUCCGCCAUCAUUGUGGAUGAGGCUCACGAGCGAUCCAUAUUUACCGAUGUUCUAUUGGGUCUAAUAUCCAUGGUUUUGCGAUUGCGUCGUCGACGGUUCACCGAACAGCGGUCCACUCGGGAUCGGAUCCUACCUCCGCUCAAAUUAAUCAUCAUGUCGGCCACAUUGCGCGUGACAGAUUUCGCUGAGAAUCGUCGACUUUUCCCGCCAGCUGUAUGUCCUUCCCCACCGCCGGUUAUUCACGUCGAAUCGCGUCAGUUCCCGGUCACGUGUCACUUUGCUAAAAUCACCCACGCGGAUUAUUUGAAGGCAGCGUUUCGCAAGGUCAGUGACUGA